Epinephelus lanceolatus (giant grouper) is the source of this 5399-nucleotide messenger RNA. RefSeq names its product nfe2 like bZIP transcription factor 1a (gene nfe2l1a). Gene Ontology annotation, biological process: regulation of transcription by RNA polymerase II. Lineage: Eukaryota; Metazoa; Chordata; Actinopteri; Perciformes; Serranidae. Gene Ontology annotation, cellular component: nucleus. Gene Ontology annotation, molecular function: RNA polymerase II cis-regulatory region sequence-specific DNA binding; DNA-binding transcription factor activity, RNA polymerase II-specific. The record is from RefSeq and is a predicted model, not a curated record.
AGAACAGACAGAAGCCGGGACAGUGUGAUUUCUACCGGACACUCUGAAACUGGAAGAAAUAUUUGUGAAGUUUCCAUAAAGAGCAAGAAGUUUUGGAUGAACCUGGGAGAGUUUCACUGACAGUCUUUCUUUCUAGAUAUUUUGAUCCCAAUGAGUCCUGAUUAAAGAAGACGUCCUUCUUCUGAGCAGCUUGAUCAGAACAGUUGGGUGGAACUGUGUAGUGUCUGGUACAUUUUAGCAAGUCUUCCCUACCAGAGCAACAUUACAUUAUAAUUGAAGAAAAAAGAGAAAAGACUUUCCCAACCAGGUUAUUUUUAGAGUACCAAGAACAUUUUUUAGAUUUUUUUUUUUUUUUUGUUAUUGGACCCAGUGGGAGAGGGAUAUUUUUCCGAGUCCCUCUUCCUUCACAGGGGGUUCAUCAGUUUCCUGACAGAUCUUUUAGGGACUUAAGGACUUAAUACUUAACACCAAAGACACAACGACAGAAGAGCCACUCAUUGUGGUGGUGACUGAGCUGAGCUUUGGACCCUUUGCACAUCUUCUGACAUACCAAAGAUGCUGUACCUAAAAAAAUACUUCACGGAAGGCCUUAUUCAGAUGGCCAUCCUGCUCAGCCUGUGUGGAGUCAGGGUUGACGUGGGACUGGAGCCCUACCUGCCCCCCUCCUGGCACGAGAUGAUCCUGGGUCCUACAUCAGCACUGACCCAGACGCAGUUCCACAGCCUCCGCAACCGUCUGGAAGACGGCCAUGGCCUCCACCCCAAGAGUGUAGACCUGGAUGGGUUCUUCACGGCACGAAGGCUGCUUGGCUGGGUCCGUUCUCUGGACAGACUGCAGGUUCCUCGUGCAGAACUGGAGGCCUGGCUGGUCCAGCGGGAGCCAGAUCCUCUCCCCAUGGGAUGUCCAGACCAGUCCUCCCCACUGGAGAGAGCUGCUGGGGUAGAAAGAGACCGACCUACCCUGCCUGUGGAAUCUAGAGAUGGACUUGGUGCCGUGCAGGAUGAAGACGAGGAGGAUAAAGAGGAAGAUCUGCAUCAGUACAGUGGCACUCUGGAGGAGAGAGGAGAGGAAGAGAUCGAGGAACACCUAAAUGGGAGGACAGAGGGAAGAGGAAGACCAGGAGGAUUCUACAGCUAUGCUAACAACAGAGAGCUAAUUCAGAAUGAAGUAGACCAGACUUCUUCCUCCCUCCAGGAGUGUUUGAGACUGUUGGAGAACACCUUUCCCUUCACAGAAGAACAACAGAUACAUGAUGAUGGUGGUAGGAGGGAAGACUUGGAGUGUCAGCCACUGAGCAGGGAGCCCCUGCUGUCCCAUAUCAUCCCUAAUGGUAACCCUUUGAUAGACCUGGAGCUCCAAUGGCAGGACCUGUUGGCAGUCAUGGAGCCUGAGAGCACAGAUGUUGACAUGAUGACUCAAUUUGAACACAACCAGAAUUUAAGGACAACUGGGAACCUUCAAGGUGCUGGGUCUGAAGCUUUAAACCAAAAUUGUAACAACUCUGACAACGGCAUAACAGUGGCUGAUCAGGAAGUCUUUCUAAUGGAGAGUCCUCUGCAGAAUGGGUUGUUGGGGCCUCCAAGCCAGCCAGCGCCAGAAUCAGCCCUACUUCCCCUCAUCCCCAGUGCAGAGUUGGAUGACCAUAAUUCAGCCUUGAACACAAGGGACACUUCGAAAAAUUCUAAUGUGAAUCCUUCACACACACUUCCUGACAACACACAACUGCUUGAAGAAAAUCCUUCAGAAGACUUCGGCAUGGCAUUAAAUGCAGAGGAUAACUCCAGUACCUUUAACAUAAAUAUGCUGACACAAGGUCUUGUGGAUACCAUGGAGGGCAAUCUGUGCACACAGUAUGCUCCCUCCUUUGCAAACCGUCCAAGCUUAAAUGUAAACUUUCAUUCACUUGACAUGGCACCUUCUAGUUUCAACCCAUCAUCGGAGGGAAAUGGUAUGGCUCAAGACCUUCUGACAUCUCCCUCCAGUGUCUUUUUGGGUGAUGAAGAGGAUGAUGUUGAUGAUGAGGAUGGUCUCCCUAGCACACUUAGUGACCUCUUAGAGGAUGUUACCAUCUUGGAUGAGAUCAGAUUGUUGGACCUGGCUCUGGAGGACGGAUUCAGUCCUGAGAUGGCAGCCAAGCUGGAAGAGGAGGGCUUCCUCAACAGUGAAGUAGCCCAGCAGGAAACUGGCAGAGAUGAUGACCAUUCAGGAUCUAGCGUGGCACUCACAGAAAAUCAGGGUCAACUACGAAGACAUCAUCAGGACAGCAAUGAUGAGGCAGACUCAGACUCUGGUCUUUCUCUGGACUUCAGCCACAGCCCUGCUUCUCCAUGUGCCUCUGAGGCCUCCUCUUAUUCCUCUUCCUCAACCUCCUCUUCGUCUUGUGUGUCGGCUUUGGGAAGUCCUUUUUCUGAAGCUGAAGAUGAAGCUGAGGAUAAAGCCGAGGAAGGGUUUCUUGGUGCAGAUAUGGAAGUGGAGGUGACCAUAAAGCAAGAGGAGCUGGAAGAGGAGGAGAUGGGGGCAGUAGGAGGAGAGUACCCUGAAGAUGUUAAGAAACCCUUCUUUCCCAACCGUGGGGAUCACAAGCUGUAUAAUGGCUUUCCUUGGCUGGAGUAUAUCGGCCACGAUCACACAUACAACCAGCCCGUGUCAUCCGUCUCCUCUCCAUACCUGGGCAAGAUGCCAAACAAACAGCCAAAAACUUCCUUGCGACAUGACAGUGCCAAGCCUUACCACCGCUCCUCAUCGAGACGAAUCUCCGAGACCAUGAUGUGGAGUCGGGAUGAACAGCGUGCACAAGCCAGGAAGAUCCCUUUUUCCAAUGAGCUGAUAGUUAAUCUGCCAGUGGAUGAGUUUAAUGACCUACUGGCCAGUUACCAACUCAGUGAAGAGCAGCUUACACUCAUUAGGGACAUACGACGCCGUGGGAAGAACAAAAUAGCUGCCCAGAACUGCAGGAAGAGGAAACUUGACGUGCUGCUGGAUUUGGAAGACAGUGUGUCGGGUUUGAGGCGCCACCGUUCACGGCUGCUCCGAGAAAAACAGGAGGCCCUGAGGAACCUGCAGGAAAUGAAGCGACGACUGGGUAUGUUGUACCAGGAUGUCUUUUCCAGGCUAAGGGACGAGGAGGGGAGGCCUUUGAACGCUAUGGAGUACCUGCUUCAGUUUGAAUCCAAUGGUGGCGUCACAGUAGCUUCACGCCAACAAACAACAGCGCUGCCAUUGACAAAAAACAGCAAGAAACAGAAGGAUAAGAAGAAGUGAGGAGGUGGUCGAGUCAGCCAUAUUCUGGCUUCAGGAGUUUGGGAUGUUAGAAAAUGUAGAGAGAGUAAAGAGAUUCCUUAAGAGGAGUGUGAUCCAACCACAAAAUUACAGGAAAUACUAAUGUGGUGGUUAGUGAAGGAUCACAGGAAUUCUUUAUCUGGUGUCAGUGGAAGGUGCUGAAAGGUACCAUGAAAUCCUCAAACACCCAAACAGAUAUCCCUGACAGUGAUGUUUUUAUUCACAUAAUUGGUGGAUGACUGGAUGGUCAAAGGAAAUCCAGACAGAAAACAAGUUCUUUGAAAGAGGAGGGGAAAUCACAUGGUGAUAAGAAAACUUACUCCAGGAUUGUUCUCCAUUCUUCAUUCUUAACAUUUUCUACACUGGAAAAGGACUUGAGUUCAACCACUAUCAAGAACAAACAACUCUGAGGUAAAUCUAGGCUACUGAAUGCUGGAUUAAAACAAGAGAGGAUAGAUGACUUGGGACCAGUGCUUUGAAAUGCUAGUUCAAUGCUUUCCCUUACAUCAACUUUCUCAGAGACUUGAAAAUAUUGAGUUGAAAAAGCCAACAAACUGAUUGCAGGCUGGAUCCUGGCUAUCAGCUAAUAUAGUUGAACAGUUAGACACUACAAUGACUCUGGGCCACCGAGAAAGGGACGCUGGUACACAGGAAGGGAAGUUGUGAUCAUACCCCCUUGAGCUGGUAGGGUUAAGGUUAGAGUGGGCAUUAUCCCACUCAAAGACACCUCAGCAGGCUACAGACAGGAGCCAUGGGGAUCAAACCUGUGUUUGCAGAGUUCCCAGAUGGUGCAGUAACCACAGGCUCUGCUGCCAAUAUUAACCAUGCUAUGCACCAAAACUCCAUGACACUUGGUAUCGUCUACAGCAGAGGCCUUUCAAAUAUCCAAGUAUCAAGUAUCCAUUCUACCACUUGACUGACUUAGAAGAUACCAAUAACAAUCUACAAACAGCAAAAACUUUUUGUCUACAUAAGCUAAAAUUUGGUGGAUAGGGCACUUGGCUUUGCCUAUUUUCACACCUGUACACACCUGGCCUGAAACUCACCAGGCAAUCCAAUACAACUGUCUACCCUCUAUAUGACUAACUGACCGAGGAAUGAUCCAUAAGGGUGCCUGUCUUGAUUUUUUUUUCCCCCUGUGAACUUUCUGAAAGUAUGAUAGCAAAGGGUUUUACCUGUGCCUUUUAACAUGUAUGUUUCUGUUUUUAUGCAUUUUCAACACACCUAUGUGACUGUAAAACUGGAAAUGUUAUUGUCUACUUCAAACAACAUGGUGGGAAUCUGUGUUCCAAAUGUUACUCAAGAGUAGGCCUGCCCAAGACAUUAAGUCAAAAUCUUUGCAGAUUGUUAAUACAUGGGUAAAAUACAAGUUGUGAAACUGUUUUAAAACUGACAGGUAAAAAUGUGAGUCUGAUGCCCCAAUUACAUAUGAAUGUACCUUCAAUUGAUACAGUAAAAAAAUUACAGAUUUGGCCUUGCAAGACAGAUAACGCUGGAUUCAAACAAACUCGAGGCUGAGUUGUGAAUUGUUUCAAGUUAGGAUGUCACCCUCUGGUGGUUGUGCAUAGCCGAGUAAGAAAGAACUUCAUAGCCAUUCUGGUGAAAUUAUUGAUACAAGGAAUUAAACAUAACAACAAGAAUAUAUUUCCAAAUUUUACCUGAAUCUACAGUAUUUUAGGUUGGAGUUGAGGGUUUUCUGUUCUAAAGUACUAGUUUUGAUUAAAGUCAUUCAGCUUAUAAUAAAUGACUGUGUUAUUGGUGAAGUAGAUUUAGGAUUUCUCAGGAAUGAGCACAGCCAGAAGAACAUGCUCACAGUUACUACUGAGUGGUCAGACAUCUAACCAACCUUACAAAUUUAAUGUGUCUGAUUCUUUUUGGCAAGAAAUUGUAAUUGUCAGAGCAGGUGUUCAGUGUUUCACAUAGUGGACACCACAUUUUGGAGUCAGACGACACUUCAAUCCUGUCUGUCUUUCAGAUUUAUGAAGGCCAAUAAAAACCUGCAUGCCUAUCACCACCACUGAAGCAUUUAUUUUUGUUUAAGUGUUUACAUUUUGUGCUUUCUGGUAUUCAAGGACAUGGGACCUUGUCUUCUGUAAUGUAAAAUAAAAAACCUAAAAGAA